CUCCGUCAGGUAAUGCUGACCUGUGUGCUGAUAGACUCAUUAAAUAUUCAGCACCUUGCUGAGAGCUUUAGACGCUAGACUUUAGAUUUGGUUACAUUUCGAACAGAGCAGCACUAAAGCCUGUUCUUGCUUAGGUCGGAUUAUGGUUCAAAACGUGGAAUCUGUGCUGACUUUUUGCCGAAGUCAUGCUUUCUGUCUUUUGCUUUUCUGUUACUUCAUCUACAUAAUUAUCGGUGCAGUUGUUUUCAUGGUGAUUGAACAACCUGAGCAAAAUUCACUUGUUGCUGAAGUACAUGAGCUUCGAGUGAGAUUUUUAGAAAACAACCGGUGUGUGAAAGAAAGUAGUUUGGAUCAUUUGCUAAAAAAGUUGCUCUUUGCUGGUAGACGUGGGGUAAUUGUAAAGGCUGACCGUGAAGAAUAUAACUUUGACUUCACUUCAUCGUUGUUCUUUGUCAUAACUUUUCUCACGACCACAGGUUAUGGUACCACUGUUCCACUGUCGGACGAGGGUCGAGUGUUUUGUAUGCUUUACUGUGUCGUCGGCAUUCCUCUCACCUUCCUCCUGCUCUCAAGCAUCACCCGUGCCCUGGUGCCCAGACUGAGUCAGGCUCCCAUACGCCACUUUCACGUCUACUGGGGUGUGUCUCGCAACCGUGCUGCCCUGAUUUACUGUGGAUUAUUAGCAGUGUGCACAGCAACACUGUUCUUCCUGUUGCCUGCUGUCAGUCUCUGUCUGUUGGAGAAAGACUGGAGCUUUCUGGAGUCGUUCUACUACUGCUUCAUUUCGCUCAGUACCAUCGGGCUGGGAGAUUAUCUGCCUGGACGGACACACAGUCAUGCUGCCAGACAGGCACUGGAAUUCGCCACGUCCUGUUACUUGAUGCUUGGUCUUGUUGUCUUGCUGGUCGUUAUGGAGAGUUUCUGGCAGCUUCAGCAAGUGCAAGCCUUGGUGUGUCUCUUUGUUGGGUCUGCAGCAGCAGCAUCACUAAAAGAAGACGAUCUUGAUGAGCUAGGACUCAGUGAAUGGCCAGACAACUAUGAGAUUUCAGAAGUGGACAUCAAGUUUAGACCCCCUAUCUCCAUCAUCUCACAGCGCAUGUCGGACUCAUCGAACCCUUUUGUGGAGGAUGCAUUUGUACCUUUUACACCACAAGAGACAAAUUAUAGGAAGACAGAGUGUCCUUCGCAUCAACCAGACCCUGAUCUAGACCCAGCUGAUCAAAAUAGCUAA
Messenger RNA from Clarias gariepinus (North African catfish), 1231 nucleotides. RefSeq names its product potassium channel, subfamily K, member 7 (gene kcnk7). The coding region runs from base 143 to 1231 and encodes 362 amino acids. Gene Ontology annotation, molecular function: potassium ion leak channel activity. Gene Ontology annotation, biological process: stabilization of membrane potential; potassium ion transmembrane transport. NCBI's taxonomy places the organism in Eukaryota, Metazoa, Chordata, Actinopteri, Siluriformes, Clariidae. The transcript is spliced from 3 exons. The record is from RefSeq and is a predicted model, not a curated record. Gene Ontology annotation, cellular component: membrane.